GCAGCAUCAACGGUACGUUUUACAACUCACCAGUGGAGACGGUAACGGGGAAUAUUGUGUGUGAGGAGGUUUCAGGGGACACCUUAAGGCUUCUUCCUCUCUGCUUGAGGGACAGGUAUUGAUUCAGGUACUCAGAAUCCAACCAAAGGCAAUGAUGACCCCUCUGCUUCUACUUUGCGUGUCCUUGCCCCUCAUCUCGGCGACAAUAUCGUUAGGAGACCAGGAUGACAUGGAUGGCACGCUACGUGUCAGCAUCCCUGUGGAGAUGCCUCUCCGUCCUCUGUUGGGGGGCAAGGUAGUGGUGCCGUGUUACUUCCAGGACAACACCGUCAACGACCCCGGAGCCCCGACCAUCGCCCCGCUCUCUCACCGCAUCAAAUGGGCGUUCGUCACCAAGGAGAAAGUGACCACGAUCCUGGUGGCAUCGCAAGGGAAAGUUCACGUGGAGGCAGAGUAUAUGGACAGAGUGACGAUGGUCAACUAUCCUCAGGUGCCCAUUGAUGCCACCAUGCAAAUCACAGAGCUGAGGUCCAAAGAUUCUGGCUUCUACCGCUGUGAAGUGAUGCACGGCAUCGAGGACAACUAUGACUCUGUGAAUAUCCAGGUUCAGGGUAUUGUGUUCCACUACCGUGCCAUCUCCACCCGCUACACCCUGACAUUUGAGAAGGCCAAGGCAGCCUGUAUCCAGAACAGCGCCACCAUUGCUACUCCAGCCCAGCUCCAGGCUGCUUACGAUGAUGGAUACCACCAGUGUGACGCUGGAUGGCUCUCUGAUCAGACUGUCAGGUACCCCAUCCAUGAACCCCGUGAGCGUUGCUAUGGAGACAAGGAAAACUUUCCUGGCGUAAGAACCUAUGGCGUGAGAGAUGUCAACGAGACCUACGACGUGUAUUGUUUUGCUGAGAAGCUGUCAGGCAGAGUCUUCUACUCCAUGUCUGUUGGAAAGUUUACCUUCUAUGAAGCCGGAGAUCAGUGUGCCAAACUGGGCGCCAGGCUCGCCACUACCGGAGAGCUUUACCUUGCCUGGAAGGGUGGCAUGGAUGUGUGUAAUGCUGGCUGGCUGGCAGACAGGAGUGUACGCUACCCCAUCAACAUCGCCAGGCCCCAGUGUGGAGGGGGACUCCUGGGAGUAAGAACCGUUUACCUGUUCCCCAACCAGACGGGAUACCCUUACCCAGACUCUCACUAUGAUGCCAUCUGCUACCAAGAUGGUGACGAUGAAGGUGUAGUACCUAUGAUGACCACCCCUUUCCCAGACAUUGUCCAUCUUACACCUUCUACUGGAUACCCAGGGCUCAUCACUCCAACUGUGGCUAAAGAGAUCAACUCUGGAGGAAUAGAAACUAUCUCUCCACGACCCAUCACUCCUGUGAUACGUGAACCUGGCCUGACCGACACUGAUGCACCAAUGGGCCCCACCGGCGUGGUGUUCCACUACCGACCCAUUACUGGUCGGUAUACACUAACCUUUUCAGAGGCUCAGCAAGCUUGCCAGAAUAUUGGGGCAGUCAUUGCCAGUGCCCAACAACUGCAGGCAGCUUUUGAGAAAGGUCUACAUCAAUGUGACGCCGGCUGGCUGCGGGACCAAACUGUCCGGUAUCCCAUAGUGUCACCCAGAGAAAACUGUGCUGGUAAUCUGCCACAUCUCCCAGGAGUCAGAUCCUAUGGCUUAAGACCAGCAAGUGAACAAUACGAUGUAUUUUGUUAUGUUGAACGUCUGAGAGGCGAGGUCUUCUUCACCAGCGAUUAUGACAGUUUCUCCUAUGAGGAAGCUGUGCAGCACUGUCAGAAACUCAACACCACACUGGCCACCCCAGGGGAGCUGUAUGCCGCCUGGAAUCAAGGACUUGACAAGUGCCGUCCCGGGUGGCUGAUGGACCGCAGCGUCCGCUAUCCCAUCACAACUCCCAGGUUUCACUGUGGCGGUGGCCAGGUGGGGGUACAAAUCAUCUACGCUUUCCCCAACCAGACAGGAUUCCCUGAUGAGCACUCCCGCUAUGAUGCCUUCUGUUUUAAAGCUGAAAUUCCCACCAUUGAUGCUGACAAUGAAACCAGUGUAAAUCUGACAAUAGUGACUGAGGUUGCUAUCACCAAAACGACAGUCACAGUCGAUGGCUUUGCUCCCACCGCAGAAACAGCUACUGUAGGCUACAAUGAAACAGAAACCAGUGGGAAUAUUACUGAAACCGAAAUUAUUAAAGAGACGUCCAUCAUAAAUCAGCAAGCUGCUCCCACAGUAAAAUCAAUUUUACCUCCAGUGCCAGUUGAUGCAUCAGGCUCUGGUUCAGCCGACCAUUCAGCCAGCGGGGUGAUCUCUGGAGAGUCUGGUACCUCCAGCACCAGUGGUGAUACAUCUGGUUCUGGCCAAGAAGUCACAUUCAUCGGACCCACUGAUGUCUCCUCUGGAGACGAGUCUGCCUCUGGAGGUUCAGAGGAGGCAGGGGGGGGGAGUGCUAUCAUCUUCACUUCUGGAGAGCCGGGUAGUGCAUCUGGAUCUGCAACUGGACCUCCAUCUGAAUUUGGAUCUGGAUCUACAUCUGGAUUUGAAUCUGGAUCUGGAUCUGGAUCUGCAUCUGGAUUUGGAUCUGGAGCUGUAUCUGGAUUUGGAUCUGGAGCUGUAUCUGGAUUUGGAUUUGAAUCUGGAUCUGGAUCUGGAUCUGCAUCUGGAUUUGGAUCUGGGUCUGGGUCGGGUGAAGGGUUUGACAGACAGUACUCUGGCUUUGGUAUAUCAGGAUCAGGUUUUAUCAGUGGCAGUGGUGAUAUCAGUGGUAGUGGUGAAGACUUGACAAUUAUUAUGGUGGAAGAAGAAGAUGUGGAUGUUUCAAAAAUUGACCAAACUUCAACUGAGCAGGAGCUAAGUGGAAUCGAUACAAGUGGAGGCUUUUUGUCUGGAUCAGGGGAAAUGUCUGGGUCAGGCUCAGCAGAGUUUUCUGGCAUUAUAUCUGUUGACCACAGCGGUGUUGACCUGACAGUCCAGCUGUCUGGAGAGCAAGAGGCGUCUGGGUAUCAACCCUUUGGAUCAGGAUUCCACAGUGGCUUACCCAGUGGUUUUCUGUUUAGUGGUUCAGGCAGCAGCUCUGGCUCUGCCUCUGGAGACUCAUUUCAGCAUCAUGGUGAGGUCAUCUACAUAACAGAUGAAGAGUUGAUAGAAGCGAAGUUGCCGACCGUGAUACGCCAUCCUGAACAUGGCCGGGGUGUGGUGGAGGUAAGCGGAAGUGGGUCAGGGAUCCACUAUGAAUUUAGUGGCACUUUGAAGCAUCUCAUUGGAAGUGGAGCUUCUCCUGAAAGGCCGACUGAGGUUUAUGUAGUGACUCCAGACCCAAGCUACCCCAGCCAAACUACAGCACCAUCAGUGUCAAUAGCAAUUCCUGCUGUUGUGGAGCAGCCUGCAGUAGCACAAGCUGGGCAGGGUUGUGCCGAGGGCUGGUUGGAGUUUAUGGGCAGUUGUUACCUCCACUUUGCUGAGAGAGACACCUGGUCUGGGGCAGAGCAACGCUGUCAGGAGCUGAACGCCCACCUGGUCAGCAUCAGCUCCCAGGAGGAGCAGCAGUUCAUCAACUCCAAUGGUUACGACUACCAGUGGAUUGGACUUAAUGACAAGGAUGUGAGUAAUGAGUUCCGCUGGACAGAUGGCAGUCCUGUGAACUUUGAGAACUGGAGGCCCAACCAGCCAGAUAAUUACUUCAACUCUGGAGAAGAUUGUGUGGUGAUGAUCUGGCAUGAGGGUGGACAGUGGAAUGAUGUGCCUUGCAACUACUACCUUCCCUUCACCUGCAAGAUUGGACCUGUCAUGUGUGGAGCUCCCCCUGAGGUGGAACAUGGUCGGCCUAUGGGCAGCAGCAAAGAGCGCUACCCAGUCAACUCCAUAGUCCGCUACCAGUGUGAUGCAGGCUACACACAGCGCCACCUGCCUGUCAUACGCUGUAUGUCAAAUGGACAGUGGGAAGAGCCACAAGUGGAAUGUACAGAAGCCGGCACCAACAGUAACAGGCUACACAAAAGGUCCCUCAGGAGAAGAAGUAAAGGAGUCAGCAGCCAGCAGGGGCAGAGGAAACGGCUCUGAGCAGGACUGAAAGGACAUACAACAGAGAGCCACAAAGGACCCCUCUUGUAAAGAACCGUGGACAUCAAUGCAAAUGCCCGACUAAAAAGAUAGCAUCCCCUGCCAUGUAUAUACACACACUAAAAUUCAUUUAGACAGUGAUAGUGUGAUUGACUGAUGUUUUGGAUCUUUGAGUGUCACCCUGUACCUUCUGAAGGCAGGUUUCCCUUUGAAUUGAUAUCAUUUAAUAUAUAGCCAGUAUUUGAAAUGAUAUGAUACGAAUACAUACUUUGAUAUUGCCAACAUUGCACACAAGGUAAGGUAGACACAACUAACAAUGAUAUAAGAGGCUGAAGGGUGACAUAAAUGGUCCAAAACAGUAAAAAUUGUUUUGUCAAACACAUUGUUUAAAAUAGACCUUUGCUACAUUGCGGUAUUUGUUUUAGCAUUUUUUAUUAUUAUUAUUUGGUCUUAGGCUCAAAGGAUAACAUCUGUGUGCUUCAGACUGGUGAAACAAAUGGUUUCUUACAUUGUAGGCAAAUGUUUUGGUUGCAACAGCAGUACAGGAGACGGUAUGAUUGUUUCAUUUGAAUUAUUACAAGAAGCCUUGAGGCUUACAAACAUAUCCCAGUGCCUUAAAUGUGAAGAGAACAAUGGUUGCGCUAACACACUGGUACAAAAGAAAUAUGUUCCAUGAUCCAAUAAAAUAUCUCUCAAGCUCUAAAAAUUAAAUGAUCUCGCCAUAACCUCUUGCCACAGGUUUGACAUCCACUGUGCUACGACAUCUUGGUGUCAGAUAUACUGAAACGAGGUGUUCCAUUUGAUGAUGAAUAAAAAUCCAAGCUCAAGAAACUACUAAAGUGCAACAAACCUGGGUUAAAACUGUCAGCACUCGUGCACUUUUAGGUCUUCAGUCACUUGUGAUCAUUGGAAUUCAGUGCACUUUACUUAUAUUGUACAAAUCCUCAUCUGUAGCUGACACGUGACAAAGAAACCAGCUGGCUUCUCAUUCAACUCCACCUCACUGUCAUUGGGUUAUACAAUGGUCUAAGAGAUGCAGGUUGGAGUUUCUAUUGUCACUUCUCAAUAGCGAACCAUGACAACAAACGGUGGUUGGUGUUGUCAAGGUUGGCUCUUGAGAAGUCAUGGAUCUGUAAGGUUCAGCGUACGCCGUGUGACGAGUUUCCUCCUGUAAAUAAUUCUCACUACAAAUCUCUGAACAGCAGGAUCUGUCAGACAAUUUAAUUGUUUGAUUAUUUCAUCGUCAACCUGUGUUAGUUUCAUUAGCUGGGAAAAAAAUAUACUUAUGGACAUGCCUGAUUUGACAGCAACUGUAGAGAAGAUGCAAGCUAAUUAUUUAAUCAGAGCCUCGGGCAUGUGUGUGGAGGUUCCUGCCUGUACAUCAGAGUUUUAUUGGCAGAAUGUGCUUAUUAAAUACCUGAGAACUGGAAGCAGGGAAGGUUUUGGAGAAGAGCGACUAUAAAAAAAUGCUGACGAUGACCUUUUAGGGUCAAAAUUUGAUUUAACUCUGUGAAAAUACAGACAAAUGCCCAUAUCUGACCUCUUACAGAAAGAUCUCUGUUUCUCAUGAACAUACACACAAUUCAGCAAACUGCUACAGGAAAGGAGCAAGCCUCACAAUACCACAAAGCAAAAUGCCCAGGUUGCUCUACAAUUUGUACAAUGUGUGCAAAUAAAAAAAAUAUGAAUUCAGUCCAUUUGGAUGUGGCCUGGAAUAUUCUCAACAUGAAAGCAACAUCUAGGGGAUCAUGUGGAUGACAGCUGAAGAUCAGGGAACUAGGAAUAAGGGCGGAUGUGAAUUGUGAUUUGCUGAACCUUCAACAAAAACUGAAAUAUCUUUUAACAAAUAAAGCAAAAUAUGAGUAUUGUCCCACACAGACAUCACUUCUGUUGUGGUUUGUUCAAAUCCUGAAUCCUGAUGUGAACAAACGAUAUGCUGUACUGUGCUGUACACCAAAUAAAACUUGGAAUCCUC
Messenger RNA from Mugil cephalus (flathead mullet), 6038 nucleotides. It is a transcript of the gene acanb, whose product is annotated as aggrecan b. Gene Ontology annotation, biological process: cell adhesion. Gene Ontology annotation, molecular function: hyaluronic acid binding. Lineage: Eukaryota; Metazoa; Chordata; Actinopteri; Mugiliformes; Mugilidae. The record is from RefSeq and is a predicted model, not a curated record. The transcript has 18 exons. The coding region runs from base 152 to 4063 and encodes 1303 amino acids.